Molecule: messenger RNA, 1278 nt
Organism: Lolium perenne
Lineage: Eukaryota; Viridiplantae; Streptophyta; Magnoliopsida; Poales; Poaceae
Source: RefSeq, a predicted model, not a curated record
AAAGGGCUCGCCCCGUCAACAAGACGAUAAUCCCCAAGUCCGCAAAACUUUGGCUAGAAGAAAGGGCUCUCCCGGUCUACAGGAUGAUCAUCUCAGAGGCGGCAAAAGAAUGAGAUAUUCACUGCCAGAGCUGCCAGACCUUCCAAAGUUGUUGCGCCUUCCACCCCAUGGUGGGACUUGGUUCCUUGACAAGGCUGCAUCUGUCUGAGGUGCAUAUAACGGGAGAUGAGUUAGGGCAGCUUCUUUCCAAUUCUGUUGCCCUGGAAGAGCUGCAACUCGUGAAUUGUCAUAAGAUCAUUUCUCUCAAGUUACCAUGCCUGCUACACCGGCUGAACUGCCUGACAGUUUUUGAGUGCAGAGGUCUGAAAGUGAUAGAAAAUAAAGCUCCAAAGGUUUCCGUUGUUCAUAUCAAUGGUUCCUUUGAGAAACUUAGAGUUGGAGAUAUGUUGCAAGUAAAGAAACUAGAAAUGAUCGACACCUACGGAACUAGCCUCGUUCAUCAUGCUCGUGCCAAUCUUCCAUUCAUUAUGCCAAAUCUUGAAACGCUCAAUCUAUAUUCGAAUGGCGAGAAGCUCAGUACGCCAAUGUUAGCUGCCAGAUUCCUCUUCCUCAGGAAUUUGCUCAUUUUUCUUGGCGAUGGAAAUACUCGGGGCUUUUCCUAUGAUUAUUUUUCUCUAGUUUAUUUUCUUGAUGCCUGUCCUGUCCUGGAGGAUUUCGUCUUGUGUGUGUCACAGACUCGCGUAAGGCAGGAUUUGAUUUCUGCUGAAGACUCGCAUAUGAGACAGAUGCUAGAACAUUGCCACGGCAGCAUCAAGAAUGUGAAAAUAUUGGGCUUCUGCUCUGCAAAGAGCAUGGUUGAACUCACGUGCCAUAUCAUUGAAAAUGCAACUUCACUAGAGUGCCUGACGUUGGACACCAUAUAUGACAACAGCAGUCGUGGAGAGGCUGAUAGGUCUCAUGAACACAACAAAUUUGAUGAAUGCCGCCCUGUGCGAAGCAGGCGUAUGAUCGAGCACGCCCAUAAAGGCCUCUGGGCUAUUGGAAGAUACGUUGUGCAGAAAGUUCCCACCAGAGUCAAGCUAAAUGUUAAGAAGCUCUGUAGCCGUUGCCAUAAAAUUUAAUGAUGCCACCCAUCAAGUGUCUCCAUUUCCAAAAAUAAGCCUUCAAAAAAGUGUCUCCAUCAUCUUUCCUUAAAAGUACAUGUGUAUUACUUCAUGUUGCAUAGGAUGUCUUUUUUCGAUAAAGGGAAUAUAUUAAUAUCAAACGAUACCAGAUGCA